Molecule: messenger RNA, 2237 nt
Organism: Penaeus chinensis
Lineage: Eukaryota; Metazoa; Arthropoda; Malacostraca; Decapoda; Penaeidae
Product: serine/arginine repetitive matrix protein 1-like
Exons: 2
Coding region: 1-1236 (411 amino acids)
Source: RefSeq, a predicted model, not a curated record
AUGAGCGUUGUACCAGUACUUGUAGCAGCGAUGUCAGAUUCCAACAAAAUUUGUAUUAUAGUAGUCUGCACAAUCCUUGCUCUGCUGACUGUCUUGAGCGUUCUCUACUGCUGGUAUCGUCGGCGCCCCCAGCGUGGGGCUUCGCUGAGGUCGUGCAUUGUGGCCGCGACGAUCGACGGCGGCGAAGAGCUUAAGCUGAGCGCCUUCCUGGCUGAGCUGAAGGCGAGCACCAGCCAGGCCUAUCGUUGCCCCGGCGGCGAUCGCCCUCCGCCGCAAUGGCCGAGACAAGGGCCGGAUCCUAUGCGUGAAUACUUCCGGCAGCGCCCGAUCGCCCGCCCGACCCGCGUUCCGCCGUCGCCGCCGCAAGAAACUCGCCCGCGCAGGAGAGCAAAGAGGCGCCGCCGCCACAAGGCACCCCGCAGGAGCGCCCAUCCCGCCACCAGGAGGAAGUCGCUGGUGGGCGCGUGCGCAGAGGCGCCCCCCGAAAGCGGCAGCGGCGAAGGCACCGCCGCCGAAAAGGAAAAUCGGGCCGACGCCAGCGCCAGGCGCGCCGACAGCAGGGAGAACGACUACGCCCACGGAUGGGGGUCGCGGCGCCGCGAGACCAGAGUGUUUCGGAAGGGAAGUGGCCGACGGAGGUCCCUCAGGAGAGGCAGAUUGGUCCCUCUCGAGGCUCACCCUGCGGCUGGGGGAAGGACUCCCAGGCCCGCGAAUCAGAGGCAUUCCGCAGGACUCCAUCACCCCGAGGAUUGCGAGGAUGUGGUGCCAGGUCCUCUUGGCUCGCCGACCUCCUCCUUCGCCAGUCAACGGGAGAUCCUGACUCCUCCUCCUUCGCCUCCGCUCAGGCCGCCUGGCGAAAAAUACCCCCCCUGCCCCCUCCUCAGUCCCUCAGCACCGCCUCCGACCCCCGCCAUCAGCCCGAGGGAGAUGGUCAGCCUCCUGGAGCAGCGGGCGGCCGCGUCCUUCCCCGUGCCGUGGGUCGUGGUCAGCAGCGUGGCCCCGAGCGAGCGCGGCGUCUGGCCGCCCCUGGCGCCCUGCCAGCGCAACAGGCGCAGGCUGCAUUCGGGAAUGUGCCUCCCUCGGGGAUCAGACCUGCUCACGGCGGACGACGCGGAGGACAACCUCGCGACUUCGCCCGUCAUCCGUCGCAGGUCAAGGAGCAAGGGCAAGGAAGGUCAAGGCAGGCCAUUCACCCCGCCCACGCCAGAUCUCAACAGCCAUGGCUUCAUUGUGUAAACAAGCGGAAGGUUGCUUAGUGCGAUGGAUAAUAGUUUUCGCAACAGACAGACAGUGAAUGUUCGUGUGAGCUGACAUGUGACCCUUUGCAGCAUUAAAUGCACUGAAUAAUUUCCAGAAAUUGUAUCAAUAAGCUAGUAAUGACGUAACGCUAGUUCAAGAUAUAAUUCCAGCUUUAACCCGCUGGGUUGGAAUGGUAUGGCGUACAUGCCAUGUCCACUGUGAUUUUUAGCUUAGUAUGUUUAUAUGUAGGUGGCUCCACAAGUACCAAGUCGACACGGAUUCAUUUCAUAGUCCUAUUAUCUCGCUUGUUUAUCCCAUUUCUUGAUUAUCGGAAAUAGUCUUUUAUUAUUAGUAGUAGUUCAGGGGUUGAAUGUAAGAAAUAACCGGAAAAUGGUUGUAUGUUUGAUUUACUCCUUUAAACUAGUUUUCUUCCUAAUUUAUCGUCAAUAGGAAAUAUAAAUAAGGUGUAACGAGUGUAUAUUUAAUUUCAAGCCAUAAUAUGCUUCACGAAUCUAAAAAAAAAAAAAAAAAAAGAAAAAAAAAAAUCCGGUCUUAUUGUCGAGUAAAAACAUUUCCAGAAUGUGCGAUAGUUACCAUGAUUGUAGUGUGCGUUACAGUGUGCUCCACUGUAAGAAAAUGAAAUAAACACUUUAAACACACAAAGCGUUCGUUAUGUUACUGUGUUUAUUUCGUGGCGAUGGUGGAUAAUAAGUGUAGAAAGGUAACGAAGAAGGUCCUUUGAGACUGCGGGGAUUCUUUUACUUCUGAAAUCACUUGUGAAAUCAAGAGUGAAGAAACUACUUGCAAAUGGUCGUUAAGAAUUCGAGUACUAUCUUCCAUAACUUUCGAGAAAAAAUACAUGUGAAAUAAUAACACUGAUACUUUCACUGCAUAAAAAGUGCAAUAUGGCCAAAUUUACUUUUUAACAAUGGUGACACGAUCGUAGAAGCCGGAAUCAGUGACAAAUAAAUCAAAUGUAUCAGUAAGAUAUGGGAGAC